Molecule: messenger RNA, 1252 nt
Organism: Spinacia oleracea (spinach)
Lineage: Eukaryota; Viridiplantae; Streptophyta; Magnoliopsida; Caryophyllales; Amaranthaceae
Product: transcription factor MYB1
Exons: 3
Coding region: 251-1120 (289 amino acids)
Source: RefSeq, a predicted model, not a curated record
AACUUAUUCAAGUUAAAGUUGGGGUGUAAAAAUAAUAAUGUCACAUUAUAUGCUUUUUCUUAUUUGCUUUCUUGCUCAUAUAUUUGCUUCUGGAGAGAAUUUUGAAAGAGACCAUUCAUACAUUUCUCUAAGGAAAAAAUAAUCGAUACACGUAUAUACAACAUAAAAGGUGGAAUCGCCUAUAAACUUAUGUUAAAAUAUAUAUAUAUUUAUAUAUUUUUAUAUAAAUAAAAUAAAGGUGGAAUCGGAAAUGGGAAGGAGUCCUUGUUGUGCAAAGGAAGGGAUGAAUAAGGGGUCAUGGACUGCAAUGGAGGACAAGAUUUUGAGCGAUUAUAUUAAAACACAUGGUGAAGGAAGAUGGAGAAAUCUUCCAAAAAGGGCAGGUUUAAAGAGAUGUGGGAAGAGUUGUAGAUUGCGAUGGUUGAAUUACCUUAGGCCCGGUAUUAAGAGAGGCAAUAUCACCCCCGAUGAGGAAGAACUCAUUAUACGACUCCAUAAGCUUUUAGGGAACAGGUGGUCACUGAUCGCAGGAAGAUUACCAGGCCGAACAGACAAUGAAAUCAAGAAUUAUUGGAAUACCAGUUUGAGCAAGCGAUUGAACCAACAACAACACAACAACAACAACAACAACAACAACAACAAUCAAGUCACCAAGUCCAGUCCGAAAAAACCUCGAAACGAUUCGAAGAACAAGAAGUUACCGACAAUAGACCAUGCCGUACAAAAAACAUCUGCACAAGUAGCCAUUGAGUCCAAUGUGGUCCGAACCAAGGCGGUCCGAUGCACCAAAGUGUUCAUUAACCCGCAACCACAACCACAACCACAACCGCCAAUAAGUUCAACGGGUUAUAAUGUGGAUAAUAACAUUUGGGUCGAUAAUAAUGACUACUCUUCACCAAGACUAGACGAAGAGUACAAAAUGUCAUCCGAUUUGUUGAUGGACGUUUCGAAUUUGGGGGAUUUUGAUCUAAUUUCGGAGCUUAUCAAGUCGGAUUUUUCGGAAAUUUGUGAUUUUAGUAACGAGUCUAGCAACGUUGCUAGUGAAUUAUCACCCGAACAACCUUUUGUGUUGUCUCAAGAGUUGCUUGAAGAUUGGCUUGGAAAUCAACAAGUUAUGUGACUUUUACUUACAUGUUUUUGUUUUGGACAUAAAUACAUAUAUUUCCCAAAAUAGUACUAGUUAUUUUCAUAUGCAUGUGUGUAAUACGUACUAGAUUCCUAGAUUAUUUAUAAUAUAUAGAGUUUCGUUUUA